AUGUCAAUACUCAGGCCGGAACGCUUGUCUGGAGGUUACGAACAGGUGCAGAUCUCCGAAGACAACAAUGCUUCGAGGUCUUGUGCUCGCGAGACAGAGUUACGACCGUAUGGAAGGCAGGGGACUCAGGGAAGCUGGUUGAAAGGACCCGAUCCGACGUACACGGCCAUCUCGAAUGACAGCCCAGUAUUGAGGUCACUUCUUGAAGAGGAGAAGGAGCAGCAAUCGAGGCCAGCCCCAGAGCAUAAGAAGCUCGGCACCCUCCUGAGGAAUUGGUGGAAAGAAGCUCCCGCGUGCUUUCUUAUGGUCGCGGCGGUCGCUGCGACCAUUGGGACACUAUACCCCUACCAAGGGCGCCCGACCCCGCAAUGGCCUUAUGCUAUCACUGUCAACGCAUUACUAUCUACUUAUAUGGUAGUGAUGAAAGCUGCGGCGACGUUCCCACUGACUGCAGGGAUUGCACAACAGAAGUGGAAGUGGUUUGAUGGAAGUCCAAGGCCACUUUGCGAUCUGGCUCUCCAUGACGAGGCAACUCGGGGGCCACUAGGUGCAAUUAUACUACUCCGGCGGGUCUCUAUUCGGCAUGUGUGGCAUUGGUUGGGGUGCCUGAUGAUAGUGCUCGUCCUUUUCGUCGACCCGUUCACUCAGCAAGUGCUUCACUACUCGGACUGCAACAUUCCACACCCAUUCGGUGUUGCGACCAUACCUCGCUCCAACAUUUUCAUGGGAAAUGGCACGCAUGUUGGUGCGGGACUAAUCAGCAUCACAUCGCGAGAGCAAGCGGCCCUUGAGGCCGGAGUAGUGGCACCAGGAGGUCAAGUCGAUAUUCGGUGCUCUUCUGGCAACUGUACCUUCCCUGAUUUUGAAACAAUUGGGUACUGCAGUCGAUGCAUAGACCUUUCGCAAGAGAUCCAGGUGCGGGUGCAGGAUCUUGUACAGGAAGGAGCUCUAACGUCCUACCGAGUCAACACAUCAAUACCGGCCAAAUCUCCACAAGGCCCAGACAAUUUCUUUGAGGUCGACCCAGAAUUAAGCAAUCUCUAUGAGCCUUGGAACGGUACUAACUAUGCGACUGAUUUUGCUGCAUUUGGGGUGCUUUCCAAACACCACUAUCGAUUCCUUGUUGGCGUACUCGGGCCUGAAUUCGGUGUCUCAACGGCCGACGACUUCACGAUAAGACCUUACGAUCCUUUGGGCCGCCUGCAAACCUUCAAUUGCAGCGACGCCGCAACGAACAACACCUGGCGCUGUCAUGCGACUGGGUACGCAGAAUGUUCUUUGUAUCCAUGUAUCAAAACAUAUAACGCCACGGUAACGAACGGCAUCCUACACGAGACGCGUAUCGCUGAGUCGCCAUUGAACUUCGAUGAGAAUGUCCAGGACAGCGACGCAUAUACCGCCGUCAACACAUCUUGCCUUUUAUCAUCGGAAAAGCAUUUUCUAACCAAAGAUUUGAAUUAUACUAUCGGCCCAAACAGUCUUUGGGUACCAUACAACUUCUCCGGUAAUCUAGACUACAAGGGAAAAAUUCCAGCCUACAUAUCGAACUCUUCAGAGCUCAAUGACUUCGAAUACAACAUUCAGUCCCGUGGCUGUGUAUACGGCCUCUCCAUGCAAUUUGACCUGUCUCUAGGUGUGGUGUAUGCCAACUCCUCCUGGACGGGUAGUCUCACUGGGUACCGAAACAACUAUGGCGGCCUUUCUCGCUUCAGCGGUCCCCAGAUUCUACAGACUCUCUACAAUUGGGGAGACUUUUCCUUUGAGAGGACGCAGGAUGUGUUCAAGAAUAUCUCAGAAUCUUUGACAAGGCAUAUGCGGCAAAGUGGCUUGGCUCAGAAUGGCUAUGACCGUGACGAUUACAACUUCACAAGACCAUCCCAGGGGCAGGCGUACGUGGAUAAGACAUGCCUAAGCGUCCAGUGGGCGUGGCUCAAUCUCCCUGCGGUCCUUAUCGUCGGUACCUGGGUCUUCUUUGCUGCGACGACCCUGAUCGGAAGAGGCAACAUAACAAGUGAAGCAAGAACAUGGAAAAGCUCAAUAUUGCCAUUGAUAUUCUGUGGACCGCAACAACAAUCUGAAUCUAGAUCUGCGCUGCGGGAUGUCCAGGAGAUGGAGCGCUUCGCAGCAAGGAUGGAUGUGCAGCUGGUGAAAGAGGACGGUGGGGCGAUGUAUUUGCACGAGUAUCGUCGGGAUGCGCAGCUUUUGUGA
Lecanosticta acicola is the source of this 2208-nucleotide messenger RNA. The record is from the annotation of a GenBank genome assembly. NCBI's taxonomy places the organism in Eukaryota, Fungi, Ascomycota, Dothideomycetes, Mycosphaerellales, Mycosphaerellaceae.